Messenger RNA from Annulohypoxylon truncatum, 739 nucleotides. RefSeq lists its product as uncharacterized. NCBI's taxonomy places the organism in Eukaryota, Fungi, Ascomycota, Sordariomycetes, Xylariales, Hypoxylaceae. The transcript is spliced from 3 exons. The coding region runs from base 420 to 650 and encodes 76 amino acids. The record is from RefSeq and is a predicted model, not a curated record.
UUCAAACCGCCCCAAAUCAUGAAGUUGGUGGCACAAUGUUUCACGGCAUACACAGACUGAAGUCAUAGGAUUAAUUGCUUGCAUGCCGUAGGACUAAACUCCGUACAUGUCUAUCCAUAGGGCGACCUGCCUGAACGCCACCUAUUUUUAGAUUAGAAGGGACAUUAUAUCUGCCUGGUUAGGCUAUAUGUAUGGUGCCCAGGCCUAGAGGAUCCAUCCUCCUCUUCCUCGCGAUGGGGGCGGAGUGGUAAGCACAGCUGCGCCUCGUACCAUUGGUAUUACAUAUUAAGCCCAAGAUCCCCCCAAAAUCGUCUUGCGGUCUGAACGCGGAGUCAUUUCUUCGACACUCUCGUCCUUUAAAUUCGGUUAAAAAAAAAGAAGAAAAGAGAAAAAAAAGAAAUUUUAUACUACGCGCCGCCAUGCAGUUAUUCAUCGUCGUCGCGAUAUUUCUAGGUCUUGUCUACAGCGCCGUGGUGGACAUAGUCGGAGGCUGCAACGUGGCGACCAACGUGUGCUAUGCAAACGUAGACAAUUCGGAGCAAGCCUCCUGCUCGUCGAAAGCACCCUGCACCGAUAACGCGAAAGCUUGCACGAUACAGAUCGUCGCGCCUAUAGGCUUCCCGGAACGAGGCAAGGCGACAUGUUCGUAGCGGGAUGCUAGCGCAUGGGCUCUUUUUUCUUGGUUAGAAAAUAAAAUAAAAACGUUCAUUAAAACCAUCCGGGAUCCGGGCCUUCCGUG